UGCCAUCGCGGUAACCGCGGGUUUCGUUUCGUUUGUUGUGUGAUUUUUGUCGAGGCGACACUUCACAAGGAAUGGGUUGGCACACGAACUAUACGGAUUUGAUGCAAGUCAAUUUGGAUUCUCGAACAUCUUCUUCUUCCAAGCGCGCCGCGUGCAGUCAACUGGAAAGGAUGAAACGUCACCGAACGUGCUCUACAUCGUCGUUCGCUGCCGUCGCUAGAAGCAUCCACGCAAGAUCGGCCGAAAAGGAAAGGUGAAAGCUCGUGGGGACGCUGCCGCUGCACCCGUCACCUUCAGCAUAUCGGUUAGCCAAGUUUCCGAACAUUAUCCGGGAUCUCAUUCAUUCUGCAUGGCGCUAAUACGUUACUCCCGGGCUCGAUGGCGACUGUUUUGGCUGCUGACGUCUUGCGUGUUCCUCUACGCGUUAUUCCUGCUUUCUUUCCACAUAGAGCCGGCGUCGGAGGCCUUCCACGAGUUCCACAAGUGUCCCGCCUGCUUCGGCGAUGCCUUGUGCCCGCACAUGCAUGACGUGAAGUUGGCGGGCUGGUACAGUCGCAGUGUGCUGCGCUUCUUCAACGCCAAGAACGUCUUCAUGGGCGAACUGAACGGAACGCGCGUGGUAGUCAAGAAACUGGCGCAUGACGACGAGUUUCGCGAAGUCGAUCGUCGCUGGUGCCGCAGUCGACGAUGUAACGUCGCCAGCGCGGUUCGCAGUACCGUGGACAACGGCAAAACACACGAAGCGGCGUUGAUGAAACACUUGUUCGCCGUCAGGAAGGAGCAGGACAUGACAGCGUGCCCGUCCUCGCGUUUGGUCCGCCGAAUGCUGAUGAUGCUUUCGUACAAUCCAGUCAUGGUCGCGCGUCGCCAAGGGGCAUUGAGGACGGCCGAUGUGCUCGCUUAUACCGUCACCGUCAAUGCCGAGCCACUGCUAUUGCAGACGUUUCCACGCAUGGAUGACUGGCCAUUCCCGACACUGCUGGGCAGCUGCGGUCGCACAAUAGUCGAGACGUACGAGGGAGAGCCUCUCUCUAACUUCGAGCUGGCCAGCUGGACUGUGCGAGCUAACAUCUCUCUGCAGCUGCUCGACAUGGCCGAUUUGAUGACCGAGAACCCAACUCAGUAUGCACUUUAUAUGACUGAUGUGAGCAUGGACAACUUUGCCGUCAACGAUAAGGGUGAAGUGAGGAUCGUCGACUUGGAAAAUAUAAUUGUGGUGGACCGCGUGCAGGUCCGAGCAGAAAGGCGGCCAGGUUGGAAGCAGUGGCUGGAACACCGGGAGGAAAUGUGCCAUGACUGCCUCAGCUUCAAUGCAGAGGACUUGUGCUCGCACGCCGCGAGCGACCACAACUUCUAUGCUGUGUGUAGUGGUUUGCUUGCACCCCGUGCCUUCUACUCAUCGUACGGGGGGCUCAUGCACGACAUUCCAAAGAGCGUCGACGAGCAGUACGGGCUUUCCAAUCUGCUGGCCAUGUGCGAUCAGCCAAGGGACGCCAAAGAGAACCGCUUUGUAGCCUCCCGUCUGCUGCGCAGGGCACUGGACAGGGCGCUGCGGGCGACUGCUACAACUAGCAACGACAGGGCCUUGUAGGGGCAUGUGAAAGGCACAGCCUUUCAAUGUUCUGGCAUAGUGCAAGUUGCCACAAGUGCCUGUCUGAACUUCUCUUUACUCCGCUUAGAACAACUGCAUUUCUUGACUGUGAUAUCAUGCAUUGCAUGUGGCAAUGCAGACCUUUAAGAUUCACUGAUCGUAUAUUUAUUUAUGACUGGAUUGCUGGUAUUAUGUCUUGUUUUGAAGCUUGCAAGGCUACAGCAAUUUUUAAGCAAUGGCUACUUGCCGUGCGUCAGACUUUCUAUACAAUGCUGACUUAAGGAAAGUACAAAUGCUAUAAGUAGUUAGCGUGUCUAGCCGGUGUAAUAAAAUAAGUGUAAAAAUUUGGUGU
Messenger RNA from Rhipicephalus sanguineus (brown dog tick), 1943 nucleotides. RefSeq names its product divergent protein kinase domain 2A. The transcript is spliced from 3 exons. NCBI's taxonomy places the organism in Eukaryota, Metazoa, Arthropoda, Arachnida, Ixodida, Ixodidae. The record is from RefSeq and is a predicted model, not a curated record. The coding region runs from base 350 to 1591 and encodes 413 amino acids.